AUGACCAGACUGCGAGGUGACGGCGCGUGGGGGUCCACUGGUCCAAUCGCCAUCGACGGCCUCGUCUCUGUCGAGUUUCUGAUCUUCUCGGAUCAGCCUGAUGGCCUGGUGGCGGUGACGGCCUUGGCACCUCAUUUUCUCAUGUUUGGUGGCGGACGGCUCGUUGGGUUGAGGUCAUGA
Molecule: messenger RNA, 180 nt
Organism: Colletotrichum spaethianum
Lineage: Eukaryota; Fungi; Ascomycota; Sordariomycetes; Glomerellales; Glomerellaceae
Exons: 1
Coding region: 1-180 (59 amino acids)
Source: RefSeq, a predicted model, not a curated record